Molecule: messenger RNA, 1270 nt
Organism: Chironomus riparius
Lineage: Eukaryota; Metazoa; Arthropoda; Insecta; Diptera; Chironomidae
Source: the annotation of a GenBank genome assembly
CUGACGUGUUUUUAAUAGAGAAAAAAAGAGUCUUGAAAUAAGUUUGGAUUUAUUUAUUUAAUUAUACUAUAAGUAGUCAGUCACAACACACCAACAGACCACAAAAUGGUUCGUCAUAAAUUCCUCCUCAGCAUCAUAUUACAGAUAGCUCUAUUAUCAGUGAUUGCUAGCGCAAAUAGGGAUUUUUAUAAAAUUUUGGGUGUCACAAAAUCAGCGACAAAAAAUGAGAUCAAAAAAGCAUAUAGGAAUCAAGCUAAAACAAUGCAUCCCGAUAAGAAUAAAGACGAUCCAAAUGCUAGUGAGAAAUUUGCAGACUUGUCAGCUGCUUAUGAGAUUUUAAGUGAUGAUGAUAAGCGCAAAUUGUACGAUAGAUGUGGAGAAGAAUGUGUAAAGAAGGAAGGGAUGUUUGAUAACAAUGGAAUGGAUCCGUUUGCUAGCUUCUUUGGUGAUUUUGGAUUCAAUUUUGGUGGAAAUGAUCAAAGACAGGAAGUCCAUAAAGGAGCUAAUAUCGUUAUUGAUCUUUAUGCAUCAUUAGAAGAAAUGUAUACAGGAAAUUUCGUGGAGAUAACAAGAAACAAGCCAGUAUUGAAGCCUGCAUCAGGAACCAGAAAAUGUAAUUGUCGACAAGAAAUGGUUACGAGAAACUUGGGUCCUGGACGAUUCCAAAUGAUGCAACAGACUGUCUGUGAUGAAUGUCCAAAUAUUAAGCUUGUAAAUGAGGAAAAGCUUCUUGAAGUUGAGAUUGAAACUGGUGUUCAAGAUGGACAUGAGCAGAAGUUUGUAGCCGAAGGAGAACCUCAUAUGGAUGGUGAACCUGGUGAUUUAAUACUUAAAAUUAAGCAAAUGCCACAUCCAAAGUUCGAGAGGAGAGGCGAUGAUUUAUACACAAACGUAACAAUUAGUCUACAAGAUGCUCUCAUUGGAUUCUCAAUGGAAAUCGUACAUCUUGAUGGACACAAAGUGUCAAUUGUCAGGGAAAAAGUAACAUGGCCUGGUGCCAGAAUCCGAAAGAAGGGUGAAGGAAUGCCUAGCUUUGAAAAUAAUAAUCUUUUUGGGACACUUUAUAUUACAUUCGAUGUGGAAUUCCCAAAACAAGAUUUCACAGAUGAACAGAAGGAGAAGAUCAAAGAGAUAUUAGUACAAGAGUCGAACAACAAAGUUUAUAACGGAAUUCGGAUGUAAAUUGUGUUCUAUGACUAGUGAAAUAAUUUCUUGAGACUUAUAAAUAAAAUAAUAAGUAUAAAAAAAUACCAAAAAUAUAUUGAUUUUC